AUGCGUGAGCCAUUCAAUGAUGACACAGUGAAGAGCAUGGCCGAUGGUGCAACUCGGACAGCAAAGACCAUCCCGGAGUCAGCAGCUUCCAUUGUACCGACGAGCUCGACCGAAAACCGAUCAAGGUCGUCAACAGCGACAUUGAGACCACCACAAGGAGCAGACGUCUCGAAUGUAUCGUUUGCUGUCGAUCGCUCUUUGAACCAUGCUAGUGAACCUGGCAGCUCUCCUGCUGUGGAGGAUGUCUCUAACAAUGUCGAACCAUCCACCGCUUCCAACAACAACGAGGUCGACAAUCCACGUAACUCGAGACCGAACUACAGUCACAACAACAACGACAACAACAAGAACAACCACAAGAACAGUGACAGCAUCAACAACAACAGCGGUGCCGCGAUUGAAAGGGCGGACCACCAAGAUGAAGGUGGCGGAGGUUUGAGCACCGGGGCCAUUGUCGCUGUUUCGCUUUCGUGUGCAGUGAUCCUCGCAGUACUGUUCGCACUACUCUGGUGCUUUCGGCACAAACGUCGGCGUCGCAAGUCACAGUCGAGUAUGCUCGCAAUACCAGGGAACAACAUCGUGUCUCCGCCCGAGACACCAGUCGAAGCUGCCUACGCUCCGUUUCGAAACCAGAACCUGGACAACAGCACGCCACGAAAUCCCUCUACGCCGAUUGCAAUGUGGGAAGACGACGAGAUUGCGGCGAUACGCAUUCCUUUCGAGAAGGUCACGUCCACCAAGCUCAUAAGUUACGGAGGCCACGGUCAAGUCUACCUCGGCACCUAUUGCGGUGACCAAGUCGCAGUCAAGCGGCUCCUUCCUGACAAGCGGAAGGAACUGCGCGAAGUCAACACUUUCCUCGCAGAGAUCAAGAUGAUGGCGAGCGUCGAACAUCCGCGUAUCGUGCGUUUUAUUGGUGCAGCAUGGGAUUCGCUCACGGAUCUCUGUGCCGUGUCCGAGUUCAUGCAUGGUGGUGACUUGCACUCGUUGCUUAAAAGGUUCGAAGAGUUCGAGAAGCGGCCGCACGGGUUUGACUACGACAAGGCUCGCAUCGCUCUCCAGGUAGCCCAUGCACUCGUAUACCUCCACUCUCUCGUUCCCAUCGUUCUUCACCGCAACCUCAAGUCCAUGAACAUCCUGCUCUCGGCCAAGCUCGAAGCGAAGAUCACGGACUUUGGGAUGACACGGCAAUGGAACGUCGACACGAUGACUGCCGGUGUGGCUACCGCAUUGUGGAUGGCACCUGAGGCCGUGAUGGGCGAGCGCUACGAGACAAGUGCCGACAUCUUCUCGUUUGGUGUCGUUUUAUCGGAGCUGGACUCGCACUUGCUGCCGUACCGUGAAACGUGGUCUGAGGACGGACAGCAGCUCUCCAACAUCGCCAUACUCACGAUGAUUACGUCGGGUCAACAGCGACGCAUCAAGUUUACCUCCAACGUGCCAUCGGAGCUCGUAAGUCUAGGUCAUGCAUGCGUGGACCUGGACCCAACUAGACGUCCGAGUGCCAGUGAGCUUCUCUACAGACUGCAGACUAUCUUCCGAAUGUACGAGAUCUACACGAUCGGAUACAACAAGUCGUAG
Messenger RNA from Peronospora matthiolae, 1581 nucleotides. Lineage: Eukaryota; Oomycota; Peronosporomycetes; Peronosporales; Peronosporaceae. The record is from the annotation of a GenBank genome assembly.